Messenger RNA from Parnassius mnemosyne (clouded apollo), 2118 nucleotides. The record is from the annotation of a GenBank genome assembly. NCBI's taxonomy places the organism in Eukaryota, Metazoa, Arthropoda, Insecta, Lepidoptera, Papilionidae.
AUGCCCCGGAAAACUCAAAAAGUGAACCCCGGGGUUAGGAGAUAUGGACUAAAAAGUAAUUAUACCUCUGAAACGCUCGAAGAAGCCCUCAGUAAAAUUCGUUCAGGUGCCAUGUCUAGACUCGCUGCUUCAAAGUUUUACAAAAUACCUGCGGUAACCCUUUUUUACAAAUUAAAAAGUAAACACAUAAAACCAGUUGGUAAACCUGUUACUUUUAGUAAAGACGAAGAAACUAGCUUCAAGGCUCAUUUGUUGCUGUUAAGCGAUCUCGGCAUACCUAUUAGUAUGAUGGACUUCAGAUUUGUAGUAAAAAACUACUUAGAUACCAACAAUAUAACAAAGCCACAAUUUAAAAACAACCUUCCAGGUUAUGAAUGGGGUGUAUUGUUCUUAGAAAGAAACCCAGAAUUAAAAACAAAAAUAGCUUAUAACAUAUCUCGAAAGAGGGCUCAAGUCACACGAGAAAUGGUCGAGGAAUUCUUUAAACAUAUUAAAACGGAAAUAGAAGGAGUCCCACCAGAAAAUAUAUAUAAUAUGGAUGAGUCAGGUUUUCAUGACGACCCUGGAAAGAAAAAGUUGCUUUUCCGUAGAGACUCUCGACAUCCCGAAGUUAUAAAAAAUACCAGUAAAUCGUGUUACACUGUGGUCUUUUGUGCAAAUGCUGGUGGCGAAGUUUUGCCUCCUUUUUUUAUAUUUAAAGGAAAGAGACUGUGGUCAGAUUGGCUUUUUCAAGCUCCUUCAGGUUCAAGAAUGGCUGUGUCUGAAUCUGGAUGGAUAGAUUCUUCAAUCUUUGAGGAGUGGUUGGAAAGACAUUUUAUUCCACACGUUGAUAAGCAAAAUGGCAAGAAGGUAUUGUUGUGCGAUAAUCUCAGCGCCCAUAUAUCACCAAAAGCAUUACGUCUUUGCAGUGAACAUAACAUUACGUUUAUUUGCUUACUACCAAAUUCAACCCACCUGUUGCAACCACUAGAUGUGGGUUAUUUUUCUGGCUUAAAAACUUCAUGGAGGAAAGUUCUCAAUGAUUAUCGACAGACUAAUAAAGGAAAAAAAGUACAAGCACUGCCAAAGCCUCUCUUUGCCCAGCUGCUCAAAAAGUCUCUAAAUAAUAUUGAAGGUACGUCAUCUGAUAAUGUGAAAGCCGGAUAUCAGAGCUGUGGCUUGCAACCAUUUUCACCUUCUACCGUUUUGAACAAAUUACCAAGGUACACGUCUCAGGCAGAUGUUUGCGAUUCUAUUGGUACAAGUUUCAUAAACUACAUAGAAGAAAUAAGGCAAGGAGAUUUGCAUGUGAAGAAAGGAAGAAAAUUUCAAUUACCCGUUACGGCUGGGAAAAGCGUUUCGGCUGAGGAGGUCGAAAAAUAUUAUGAAGAAAGAGACAAUACAAACAAAAGUAUAGGACUAAAGGGAGCUGAAAGCGACGCGCAAACCAAGAAAAAAGGACGACCCCUGGGUUCUAAGAACAAAAAGAAAAAGAAGAUUAAUAACGAUACAGAAGAAGAAAAAAAUAAAGAUUUUGACAGGGACCAGAUUAAAAAUGGAGAAGCAGAAGAUACAAUCACUGAAAAAAAUAGUGAUAAUAAGUCUGAAAAAAUUGAAAGAAAAGUAGUAAUAGUAGAAGCUUUAGUUCACCAACCUCCUAAACUUUCCAAGACAUCUGCUGAUGACUUAAGCAACGCUUUUGAAAAUCAAGUUAUGGCAGAAGAUAUGAUCCAGGAAGAAAGCCCUGACUUAGACAUAGGAAGUGAAGUGAUUUUAAUAGAUGAAGACAUUAUAGAAGAAUAUAUAGUAGAUGAGAAAAGUGGUGAAUUAAAGGGCGUGACGACUGAGAAGUGUACAGGCAAGGGUGACGUUAAAGUCCCGAAAUUAAAAGAGGGUACAUAUUGUGUCUUUAGAGAAGAGGGUAGUUUGUUCCCAGGAAGGAUACAAAAACUUAGACCCUUAAAAGUCUCUGUGCUCCAAAAAAACUUUUUAGGAGGUUGGUCUUGGCCCUCUAAAGCUGACAUAUGUCAAAUCGAUGAGGCCAAUAUAAUAAGUAUUUUAAAGGAGCAACAGUUAUCCAAAAAAGGCGGCCAACUUUUUAUUGAAGAUGAAAUUCUGUUAUUGCAAUGGGGUGUAUGA